AUGUCUGCUGUCCAGGACCUCCUUGACCUUUCGCACCUCACGCUGAAGUGUCUGAACUUGGGGGCCAAGCUCACCGUGAUGUCGCACUUCCUUGGCUGCUUCUGGUUUUUCGUUUCGACUCACACAGACACCUCUGCCACACAAUGCGAGUCUGGCUUACUUGGCUAUGGUGAUCUGCAUCCAAGAAAUGAUGGAGAAAGGGCCACGAGCUCGUACAAGCGUCUUCACGUAACCAGCGCUUCAAGGGCACACAAAUCCCAGAAAAGGGGCCUUCAGUUGCCUGAGGUAUAUGCAAUUGUUGCGAUGAUCUUCGGUGCCACGAUGUUCGGCUAUAUUAUCGGGUCUAUCGCUGCUUUGGCCGGACAGGAGCGCGGUAUGGAGGCGCUCACAAAGAAGCGUUUGUCGCUGGUCCGCCACUUCUGCGAAGAGCAGCGCAUCAGCCAGAACAAGGUCAAAGAAGUGAUGCGGCACUACCAGUUCUUCUACCAAGAGCGCUCUCCAUUCAAUGAAACGACUCUGAUGAUGGAUCUUCCGAACUGGCUUAGGUGUCAGCGCACAUCCAUCGAGAGGAACUUUGCUCGGGCAGUCUACAGGCCGCUGUUGUUUCGGAAGGUCCACAGCAAACUGGACUUGAAAGUGGUCCAUUGCUUCCUGGCCGUGCAGCCAGGCCGUGCAGUUCCUUUGGGCGUAAUCGCGAGGCAGUUUGCGCUGGCGAGCUGGUCAUCAACGCAGAAGAAAGCUCUGUGGCCCGCCACCGAGCCAGAGUCUGCCCUCGUCUCCA
Symbiodinium necroappetens is the source of this 781-nucleotide messenger RNA. Lineage: Eukaryota; Dinophyceae; Suessiales; Symbiodiniaceae. The record is from the annotation of a GenBank genome assembly.